AUGUCGGGUGCAGGUGACGACGAUGUCCUUGACCCCAGCCUCCAGAACCUCAUUGAUCAGAAAUCGCUGCGAUGGAUAUUCGUGGGCGGCAAAGGCGGUGUUGGCAAGACCACAACGUCUUGUUCAUUGGCAAUACAGAUGGCCAAGGCGAGAAAAUCGGUGCUGCUGAUCUCGACCGAUCCGGCUCACAAUUUGAGCGAUGCAUUCAGUCAGAAGUUUGGCAAAGAUGCAAGACUGGUCGAAGGCUUCACAAACCUCAGUGCAAUGGAGAUCGACCCCAAUGGCUCUAUCAAUGAUCUGAUCAGUGGUGCGGGAGAUGAGGCGCAAGAUGCUAUGGCGGGUUUAGGCGGGAUGGGCAACAUGAUGCAGGAUCUGGCAUUCAGCAUUCCGGGCGUCGACGAGGCCAUGUCUUUUGCCGAAGUUCUCAAACAGGUCAAGUCGCUGUCGUACGAGGUCAUCAUCUUUGACACUGCUCCUACCGGUCACACGCUCCGCUUCCUCCAGUUUCCUACCGUUCUCGAAAAGGCUUUGGCCAAAAUUUCGCAGCUCUCAGCUCAGUUUGGUCCGAUGUUACAGUCAGUGAUUGGAGCGAGAGGGGGACUGCCCGGUGGAGCAAGCCUUGAGGAACUGACACAAAAGCUCGAGUCUCUCCGAGAAACCAUUGCCGAGGUCAACGGCCAGUUCAAGAACCCCGACAUGACCACAUUCGUCUGUGUUUGCAUUGCCGAGUUCUUGUCGCUGUACGAAACUGAGAGAAUGAUUCAAGAGCUGGCAAGCUACCAAAUCGACACGCAUUGUAUCGUCGUCAACCAAUUGCUCUUUCCAGAAUCUGGCAAUGAGUGCAAGCAGUGCAAUUCGAGGAGGAAAAUGCAGAAGAAAUACCUUGACCAGAUCGAAGAGCUGUACGACGAGUUCAACGUGGUCAAGAUGCCUCUGCUCACCGACGAGGUCCGUGGCGUGGAGAAGCUCAAGAGGUAA
Cladophialophora yegresii CBS 114405 is the source of this 978-nucleotide messenger RNA. Its product is annotated as ATPase get3. The coding region runs from base 1 to 978 and encodes 325 amino acids. Lineage: Eukaryota; Fungi; Ascomycota; Eurotiomycetes; Chaetothyriales; Herpotrichiellaceae. Gene Ontology annotation, biological process: post-translational protein targeting to endoplasmic reticulum membrane. Gene Ontology annotation, cellular component: GET complex. Gene Ontology annotation, molecular function: ATP hydrolysis activity; ATP binding. The transcript is spliced from 2 exons. The record is from RefSeq and is a predicted model, not a curated record.